Molecule: messenger RNA, 9115 nt
Organism: Ornithorhynchus anatinus (platypus)
Lineage: Eukaryota; Metazoa; Chordata; Mammalia; Monotremata; Ornithorhynchidae
Gene: MN1
Product: MN1 proto-oncogene, transcriptional regulator
Exons: 3
Coding region: 271-4284 (1337 amino acids)
Biological process (GO): regulation of DNA-templated transcription
Source: RefSeq, a predicted model, not a curated record
GGGGGCGAAGCGCCCCGGGCAUGAGGCUCUGCGCCCCCCCGGCCGAGGCCCCCGGGCGGGGCAAGAUGUGAGGGCCGCCCCUGGUCCAGGCCCGGGGUCCCGGCGGAGCUGGGUGCGGAGCAUUGGCCCGUGCGCUCGGCGCGCCCGCCGUGCGCCCUCGCCGUGCGCCCCGGUGUCGGCGGCGCCCCGGUGUCGGCGCCCGGAGGGAGGCUCUCGGGGGCGGCGGAGCCGGAGGCCAUGCCCCACUGACGCCCCCCGCCCCCCUCGAGGAUGUUUGGGCUGGACCAGUUUGAGCCCCCGAUCCACGGCAGGCCCGCCGGCCCGGGAGAGAGAAACUUGCACGAGUCCGGCCUGAGCAUGAACGCCCACUUCAAAGCUCCGGCUUUCCACGCCGGGGGGCCCGCGGGGCCGGUGGACCCGGCGGCCCUGGGCGCCCUGGGCGACGGCCCCAUGUUGGGCAUGAACAUGGGCAUGAACGGGGAGCCCUACGGCUAUCACCCGUCGCGGGGCCACGCGGAGCUCCACGCCGGGGCCAUGCAGCCGGUGCCCGGCUUCUUCGGCGGCCAGCAGCCUCACCACGGACACCCGGGGCCCCACCAUCCCCACUUCGGGGGCGGCUUCGGCGGGCCCGACCCCGGCGCCUCCUGCCUCCACGGGGGGCGGCUCCUGGGCUACGGGGGCGGCGGCGGGCAGCCGGCCUUCGCCGAGGGCUACGAGCCCCUGGCCGAGAACCCGGGGGGCGAAGGGUUCGGGCAGCAGAGGCCGGGGAACCUCCCGGACUUCCAGCCGCAGCAGCAGCAGCAGCAGCAGCACCACGGCUCCGGCGGCUCCGGACACGCCGUGCCCGCCCCCUGCUUGCCCCUGGACCAGUCGCCCAACCGGGCCGCCUCCUUCCACGGCCUCCCCGCGUCCGGCUCCUCGGACCCGCACAGCCUGGAGCCCAGGAGGAUUUCCAACCCAGGAGGCGUCGACUCCCUGGAAUACAAUUAUCCCGGCGACGGCCCCGCGGGACACUUCGACCUGCCCGUCUUUUCUCCCUCCGAGGCCGACGGCCAGCUGCCGCACUACGGGGCCGGCAGGCAGAUGCCCGCGGGCGCUUUCCCCGGCCCCAACUCCAUGCCCAGAGCCCCGGCCAUGGGGGGCAUGGCCAAAGCCCAUCAGCAGCAGCAGCCGCCGCCGCCGCCGCCGCAGCAGCAGCACGGGGUGUUCUUUGAGAGGUUUGGCGCUGGUCGGAAGAUGUCCGUGGGCAUGGAAACCGGAGUGAACGCCAGGCAUCCUUUAAUGCAGCAGCAGCAGCAGGCGGCUCAGCAGCAGCAGCAGCAGCAGCAGCAGCAGGCGGCUCAGCAGCAACAGCAGCCGCCGCCGCCCCCGGGUUUACUGUCCAGGCAGAACUCCUGCCCCCCGGCCAUCCCCAGGCCGCAGCCCACGGACGCCGGCCCUCCCAACCCCAGCUUGCAGCAGGACCCCGGGCCCAUCCUGCAGAAUCAACACGCGCAGUUCGAGUAUCCGAUCCACCGGCUGGAGAACAGGAAUAUGCACCCCUACGGCGACCCCGUGUUCAACCUGCAGCACCCCCCGCCGCAGCCGCCCAACCAGAGACUGCAGCACUACGACGCCCCGUACCUGAGCGUCGCCAAAAGGCCCCGCUUCGACUUCGCCACCAACCCCGCCGUGGACCGGUGCGCAUCCUGGAGCGGGGCCGGGCUGGACAGCCACCUGUCUCCUUCGGCCUACCCCGGCCUGCCGGGCGACUUCACCCCGCCGGGGCCCGAGGGCUUCGCCCCCGGCCCGCCCCUCCAACACCCGGCCCAGGACCCCCAGACCCUGCAGCAACAGCAGCAUCAGCAGCAGCAGCAGCAGCAGCAGCAUCAACAGCAUCAGCAGCAGCAGAGACAGAACGCAGCGCUGAUGAUGAAGCAGAUGGCGUCGCGGACCCAACAGCGCCUGCGACCCCCGACCCUGCCCCAGCUGGGCCACCCGGGGGACGUGGGCCCGGUGCACGGAGGUCCCCCGGCCGGCCUGCCGCAGCCCACCUUCGAGCGGGACGGGCCCGGCCCCGGGCCCGGGCCCGGCGGGGGGCGUCUGGCCGGCUUCGAGGCGCAGGCCUCGCACCUGGGGCCCGAGAGCGCCUGGUUCCCCGGGCCGCCCCCGCCGGGGGACCUCCUGCCGCGGAGGCUGGGGGGCCCCCCGCUGCCGGCCGACGGGGGUCCCCACGAGCUGGGGCUGCCCCCCGGGGGCGGCUCCGGGAUGCUGUUCCGCGGGCCCGGGGUGGCGACCCUGGGCCUGCAGGAGCCCUUGCGGCUGGCGGGCGAGGGCCACGUGCCGGGCCUGCACUCGCCCGCCGGGCUGCACGCCCAGUUCGGGGGCGGCCUGGCGCAGCUGCAGUCCCCGGGGGGCGGGGUGGGGAUGCCCGGCGCCCCCUCCGACCGCAGGCCGCCGCCCCCGCCGCCCGAUUUCGCGGGGCCCGCCCUGGGCGGCCAGCCGGCCUUCCCCUUCGGCCCGGGUAGCCGGCAGGCCACCCCGCACGGCACCCCGGGGCUGAGCGCAUCCCCGGGCGGGGCCGGGGCCGGGGCCGGGGGGGCGGGGGGCGCGGGGUCCGGCGGGGGCGGCGGGGCCUACCCCCCGCAGCCCGAUUUCCCGUCCAGCCAGCGCGCCGCGGCGGCCAGCAAGCUGGGAGCCCUGUCCCUGGGUUCCUUCAGCAAGCCCAGCUCCAAGGACAACCUCUUCGGCCAGAGCUGCCUGGCCGCCCUGUCCACCGCCUGCCAGAACAUGAUCGCCAGCCUGGGCGCCCCCAACCUCAACGUGACCUUCAACAAAAAGAGCCAGGCCGAGGGCAAGAGGAAACUCAGCCAGGCGGAGGCCGAGGGGCCCGGCGGCGGGGGCGGGCCCGGGGCGGGCGGGGGGUCCGAUUACUUCCCCGGCGGGGGCGGCCCGGGGCCGGCCGGGGGGCUGGGGAAAGCCCCCGGCCCGGCUAGCGCCACGGCGGCCGGUCCCGGGGAAGGGACCGGCCUGUCCCCCACCUACUCCCUGGAGACCAGUCCCGGCACCGACGGCAAGGCGCUGCCCGGCGGCGCGGGGCGAGGCCGCGGCCGGAGAAAACGGGACAGCGGCCACGUGAGUCCGGGGACUUUCUUCGACAAGUUCCCCCCCGGGACCGGGACCGGCGGGGGGCCGGCGGUGGAGGGCGGCGGCGGCGGCGGCGGCCCCGGGGUCAGCCCCGGACAACAGGGGGGCGCGGAGCCGCGCGGGGCCCCCACCCCCCACGACAAGGCCCUGACCUCCCCGUCGUGGGGCAAGGCCGGCGACCUGCUCCUGGGCGACCAGGCCGACCUCAUGUCCUCGCUGGACAGCGGCAUCCAGAGCGCGGCCAAGUCGGACGGCAGCUCCCCCCGCGCGGGAGACUUCCCCGACGAGGUCGCCUACGGCAACGAGGACGAGGUGUCGUCCAGCUCCGACCACGCCCCGGGUCCGGCCAAGUCCAGCCGCAGCCCCCCGCUGGCCGGCUCCCCCAAGAUCCCCAGGGGGGCCGGAGGGCCCGGGGACCACGGACUGCACAACGGACCGAAGCCGCUGGGCCUCGGCCUGCUGGCCGCCGCGUCUACCUCCACCCCGGACAGCUACGGACACCCGGGCACCCCGGGUUUGGAGGGGCAGGUGCGGACCCCCGGCGGGGGCGGGGGCGGGGGCGGGAGCGGCGGCAACGGCUCGACGCCCCCCCAGGACGAGAUCCACCCGCUGGAGAUCUUGCAGGCGCAGAUCCAGCUGCAAAGGCAGCAGUUCAGCAUCUCGGAGGACCAGCCCGUGGGGCUGAAGGGCGGGGGGGCCGGGGGCACCGGCUCGGGACCCGGGCCCGGACCCGGGGGAGGGGGCAAGAAGGCGGCGGACUGCUCGGCCGGCCAGAACGGGGACAGCGAGCUGAACGGCUGCUGCUCGGAGGCGGUGAAGAGCGCCAUGAGCACCAUCGACCUCGACUCCCUGAUGGCCGAGCACGGCUCCACCUGGUACCUGCCCGCGGACAAGGCCCUGAUGGACGGGCCGGACGACGACAAAGCCCUGGCGCCGUGGGACAAGUCCAAGCCCCAGACCCCCAGCAAAGAAGCCCACGACCUCCCCCAGAACAAGACCUCAGCCUCCGCGCAGCCUGGCAGCCACCUGCAGUGUCUCUCGGUCCACUGCACGGAUGACGUGGGCGAGGCCAAAGGCCGGACUGCUGUGCCAACCUGGAGAUCCCUGCACUCGGACAUCUCCAACAGAUUCGGGACUUUUGUGGCUGCCCUCACUUGAAGAAAAAGAUAUUUCCCCCCUCCUCUGCAGCACCCCACCCUCCCACCCCAUCAUCCCCUCUUUUUAAUUUGAAAGGUGUCGUUUCUCUCCCCCCGCCCCCCCCCCCCCCGCGCGCACACACACACACACACACACAAACACGCACUCUCUUGGGUGGACUAUUGUUUUCUAGGUUGGUACCUGCUUAGUGGCACAUGAACUGAAAAGGGUUAAUUUAAAGGAAACCUCAAAAAAGAAAAUUUUUUUGGAAAAAAAAAUCUGCCACAGUAUGUUGCUAGUGUUAACCCUUCUGCAGUUAGCACAUUUUUGCUUAAUUUUUUUUUCCUGCUAGAUGAUUCUUUCCCAUUAUUCUGUAAUCUUGGCAUACAUUUUUAGAUGAGGCCUUUUCUUUCUUUUUCAUCUGCUUGUAUGUCCAAGUAGUGUAUGUCAUAAUAAGACAAAAAAGAUACUUUUCUUUUCUUGGCUUUACUUUUUUUUUUUCCUCCUUCAGUGUUUAUUAAAAUGGAAAUCUUGGAGAAUAGCAGUUCUGGAGUAAUGCCGGUUAAAGUCAAAUUGUCAUCACAAUUUUACAUCCUGACACCAAGAUGUUGUCAGUCACACAGAACCCAACAAUUAAUACCAAGUUAGGUGUUCUGCCUGGGCUUUUAUUUUGUCUCCUUUACUGAUUGUGUACGAGCACACAUGCACACAUACACACACACAGAAUUUGCUCUCCCUUUUAGGGUGAAAACUGCUAUUCAUUACUGAUUGUCAAAAGGAGACGCAUCUGCCUUCCUUUUGGGAGCCAAUAUGGGCUAUUUAGCCUUCUAACCCAUUAGCUAUUAUUUUAAAAAUUGUGUUCUUGAAUAUAAAGCCAGGGGAUGAGGUGGGAGGGAAGCACUGAGGUGGGUUUCCUUCUUGGAAGGAAAUGGACUCCGCCCUCAAGACAUGAGACUUUUGCCUCUCCCCCCACUUUUCCCCCUCCCUCUGUCUUUAAGUUCAGUAAUUUCCCAUGGCACUGAGCAUGUUCUUCAUUCUCCCCCAGUCUCUCGGUGAGGGGGGGCACAGGUACCUCUGAUUUUGGACAGCAGAACAGCAGAAUCAUCGAUCGCCUUUCGACCUCCCGCCUGCCACUCAGACCCUCAAUUUCUCCUUCUCACCUUUUCCAGUACGGCUCCCCUCGUGGAAAGCCUGCUGGGCCAAAACGGAGGACUCCUGGAAUUCGCCCAACAAGCUCUCAAUUGCCAUGAACUUUGACCACCCAAAGAUUUCAUUUUUGUCCCUGACAGGGAAGCAAAAGGACUUGCCUCAGCCCGAAUCCCUGCCCUCGCCAGACCCAAUCUGGUUCUCUGCCACGGAGGGCAGCUGGCCCCCUCGUGUUAACUUAAAGCACAUCCCCGGGAAGUAGGGAGAAGCAGAUGUUAUCAUCUCCAUUGUACAGUGAGCCAGCUGAGGCCUCGAGGGGUCAAGAGACUAGGCCAGAGUCACCCAGCAGGCCAGGGGCAGAGCUGGAAUUAGAACCCACACCCCCGACUCUCCGCCCCUUGUUUUUUCCACCGGAUCCUGCUGCCUCCCUAAACAGAUUCAGAAUCUCCCUUAUCCCCCUGCCUGGAAUCGUGGGCCACCCAGUCAUUUGAGGAGGAGCUGGACAGACCUUGGGGAUCAGCACAGGGAGGUGGGGGCCUAGGGCUGAUGCUAGAGAGGGGAAGAAUUGCUUUGACUUGAACUCCUAAUCUGCAGCCUAAGGUUAUUGUGCCAUAAGUGGAGUGGGGAGAGGGAGAGAGCAAGGGCAGCUAGCUGAAGUGGAUCCAUAGCUCUUUGUGCUUUCCAAUAUCUCUGUGUUCUGGCCCUUAAUGGGGGGAGAGCAGUGGUAAACGGUAUUAUGAGAGAUAGACAAUGAGAGACAAGGCGGUCUUUUCUGCCCCCCACUGAUAACAUUCAUCUGGACAGAAAGUUGGAUCCCACUCAGGAGAAAACAAAAGAGUCUCGCUCUCUUCUCUUACUUUACGUGGCUUUAAAGCUGGAAAGAGUAAAGGGACUUAGCUCCCCCAAUUUAGUUUAUGCUUCCCCUAGUCUAGGGACCAUGCUCUCUCUAGCACUGAAAAUUAGGGCUGUGGGUCAGAAGCAAACUUGUUUAAAUGCAGGCAGGAGAGAGAGAGAGAAAGAGCUGCAAAGAUUUGGAAGCAUUUGAUCAUGGGAUGCAAAAGGUGAAUAACCUCCCCACCCACCCCUUCCCAAUCUAACUCAAGGAACUUCAAAUUCUGUUUUGCACACAGCCGGAUGAGACCAGUUAUUUUGGAACUUAGCAAGUUUGGACUCCUUGCCCUAUUCUUUCACCCCAGGUAAAUUUUGGAAGAUUUUUCUUGCACAGCCUCGCUCUUGUCUCCUGGGAAGAGCUUUGAACUUUUUGAAACAUGAAUCCACGUGCAGUGGAAGAAGGGAUUCUGGCCCUCUCGAUCAAUCAAUCAGGAAUAUGUCUGGAGCAUUUACUGUGUGCAGAACAUUGUAUUUACUAGGUGCUUGGUAGAGCUCAAUAGCAUUAGUAAAUGUGAUCCCUGCCCUCAAGGAGCUUAUGUUCUAUUUGUGGGUAACUGGCAGGUUCCCAUCCACUGAAGUCAUAGUUUCUGACUCAGUUCUCUGAAGGGCAGCUGUGUCUCCGUAAGCCUGAAAACUGGGACCAACCCUUUUUAUAGAGGGAAAUCCAGCCCGAAGGUCAUGGAAAGGAGCAAACAUCAAGUCCAAAGGCUCCACUUGAAACCUAAAUAGAUCAUUCAGGCCUUUGGGGGAUUGGACUGUCCUUGUGAGCUGUUUCCGUGGAGCAAAUUGGCCAUAUAAUCACUCGAGUCUAUCACACUCAGGGAGUGUGAAGCCGGCCAGCCAUCCACACCAUCUUCUUGUAGGAAGCUCCAUCUUGUCCACAAUUCCACUGCCCCAGAGCAAAGGAAAAUCUUUUCUUGUUCAAAGGGACUGCACCUUUGUGCAUCCAAGCCAGUGUCUUUCCUUGCCUGGUAACAUGGGAGGAGAAGUAGCAGUAAUAGUAUCCGGUAAGGGUUUUCUGUGGGCAGCACUUAGCACAGUGAUUUGGGAAAGAAUACAUUGGUGGGAAUUAGACACUGUCCUCAUGCCUGGGUGGGGGGCUGGGGAGUGAUCACAGUAUCCCCCAACUACCCGUGGCCGGCCUGGAAGCUGGUAAGGACUGCACAACAGAUUACUCAUCCACAAAUAGGGAAAGAGGAGGAGGGAGGGAUCACUUUCUUGGUUAAGGUUGGAUGUUUCAGGUAAUUACAGUUUUAGCUAAUGAGCAGAGGAAGGGGGAGUUGGGAUACCUGCAGAAGGGGGAUUUUAGCAACUGAAUUUUCCACAUCCUUUCUGUUCCAAAUGUUAAAAACAAAACAAAAAAUACCCACCCCAAACUCUUUGCUUCCUUCCUUUAGUUUCCUUUCAGGGGCAGACAUCUGUUUCAGCCAGGGGGCUGAGGGGGACCACUGGAUAAGGGGAAAUGAAAGCCGGAAGCUUCUCUAGCAGCCCAGCCACCUCAGGGUUUUCUCCUCACCCAGGUAUGGAUUGGAAAUGGUUUGAAUGACGAUCGAACACGGAAAGGCCUGACUCUCCGUUGGCAGGGCCGAGUUCCAGAUUCUCGGACCGCGGGGGUGACUCAGUUGUUGAUUACUAGGUUUUGGUGUCUGGGAUAAUGAGACUUUGGGUGUCCUGGGCACUGGAAUAGCCACUCUGGUACCAGAUGUGGUCUUUGGUGAGCUGAAUGAAGAAUGACGAUUCUCUUGGCCAAAAAACGAAUAGGCAUGUUAUUUAUUAAAUGCUCUUCUGGGGAUUUUUUUAGGUCCUGGGUCACCACGAUUUCUGAACUGAGGGAAGAGGAGGCACGGUCACAUGUGCUUUUAAUUCCAGACAUUUCACAGGGUAAUAGGGGAUGGAAAAGCUCUACUGCCCCCAUUCUCCUCCUCUUCCUCGUCUUCCUUCUCCACUCCCUCCUUCCACCCCCCACCCGCUUUCUGUUUCUGAUUUAGGACUGACUGAUGAUGGUCAGAGCUGACACCUCCUGACCUUUUGGGCAUUCUGUCCCCAGUCUCUAAAGACACAAUCCUGAGGCUGAGAUUGCAUUAAUCUCUCAGAGAGGAGGUGUGUGCUCUGACUACAAACCUUGUUAAUGGGUGCUGAACCAAUUCCUGCUGUUCUAAUAUUUGGGGGUCGGGGGGGAACCCAGCCAAUUAGUUAGGGGGUUGGAUAUUUUCCUUGAAAAACUGCAGUGUCCCUUUAUUUAAAUUUUAGACUUGCAACUAUUUGCAAAUUGUUUUCCCUCGAUGGCUUGAGGCUAAGGGAGGAAACAUCUUCAUCCUGACUUCAGAAUUUCUCGUUUCCAAUCCACCAGCUCACAAGUGAAUUCUGACCAACUGAAACUGCGGGAUGUGAAAUUUGGCAGUUUUAACUUUUAUCUCUUCAGGACCCAAGAAUGAAACAGCUUUAAAACAGCCUUAAGCAAAAGGAUGUUAUUUCUUUAAAUUCGGUUCGUGGGAAGAAAUAAAAAUCAAAACACCGGUAAUCCAUACUGCAUAGCAAACUCUUCUGAAAAAUGUUAUUGCACAUGUAAAAUAUGAGAACUUGACCCUGCGGUGUGUUAGGCAAUCCUGUAAUCUUUUUUGACUCUUGUUAAAAUUCAUUUCUUAAAUGCUUGGUUGGAAGACUGUGACAAUAGCUCAUGAAAUUGAGUGUUAUUUUUCUUUCUUUUUUUUAAAAAAAAUAUGUAAAGUGCAGUCUUCUGUAUUCAUGCAUAUUGUAUAUAUCUGUAUAUGUUUUACUGAGCUACUAAAUAACAAUAAAUAUGAUGUUAAUGGUG